Molecule: messenger RNA, 531 nt
Organism: Dendrobium catenatum
Lineage: Eukaryota; Viridiplantae; Streptophyta; Magnoliopsida; Asparagales; Orchidaceae
Product: BURP domain protein RD22-like
Exons: 2
Coding region: 1-531 (176 amino acids)
Source: RefSeq, a predicted model, not a curated record
AUGGCCAAGGCCACGCCUUUCUCCUCCACCAAACUCACUGAAAUCCUCGGCCUCUUCAACAUCACAUGGGGUUCACUGGAAGCCAAAGCCAUCCAGCAAACAUUGGAAGAGUGUGAAGAAAAGCCUAUUGAGGGAGAGAUAAAGCAUUGUGUCACAUCAUUGGAAGCCAUGGUGGAUUUUGUCAAGGCUGAGAUAGGCAACAGAGAUGUGAAUGUCAUUGAGACGACUGUGAAAGGUGGUGUUCACCAAUUAGUGGUACCGAAGCAGGAAGCAAAAGCAUUGGUGUCUUGUCAUCCUGAGUCAUACCCGAAAGCAGUAUAUUAUUGCCACAAAAUAACAAAUGUUGAAGCAUAUAAGGUGCAUCUCUUGGGAUCAAAUGGAGUGGUGGUGGAUACUGCAGCAAUAUGCCAUAUUGACACAUCAGCAUGGUCACCACAUUAUCUAGGGUUCAAAAUUUUGAAGGUGAAGCCAGGGACUGAACCCAUUUGCCAUUUUCUUCCUCGAGGCCACCUUAUAUUUGCUGGCAAAUAA